AUGAUUAUACUUGAUGCUGUUAGUAAUCUUCAAGCACAUCGAGCAUUACCACGAACAUUAUCAUAUUUAAAAUCUCUUGGUUUAUAUACAUUUGAACGUCAUACUAUUGUUGGUGAUGGUACAUUUGAAAAUAUUGUUCCUAUGUUAUUUGGUCAAUCAGCAAUACAUUAUCAGAUACCAAAUACAAAUGAUAGUCGAUAUGAAUUUAUUCGAAUGGAAACAAAACUUGAUCCAAAAACUAAAAAACGUUAUCAAGUUAAAAAAAUUAUUCAUUAUCCGGGACCCUUUGAUGAUCAUCCAUUUAUAGUAAAAAACUUUUCUCGAUUAAAUUAUACAACUUACUUUAGUGAAGAAUGGCGUGAAAGUGCUUUCUAUAAUUUAAAAAAUGGUUUUCGUCAAGCACCAACUGAUUAUUAUUUACGUCAAUAUUGGUUAUCAUUAUAUGAAACAAUGUCCUAUAAUAAAUUUUCAGGAAAUUCAAAUCCUAAACCAUGUUAUUUAAAUAAAUUAUUACAUUAUUUAUCAUUAGAUUGGCUUGAAAGCUUUAUUAAUAUUCAUCAUAAAACAUCAGAUUAUCCAACAUUUGGUAUUAUGAAAAUGAAUGAAAUGAGUCAUGAUUAUUUAGAAAGACUUUUUUGGAUUGAUUAUGAUUUAAAAACUUUGUUUGAAAAUUUAUUUCAAAAAAAAUUAUUAAAUAAUACAAUACUGAUAUUUUGUGGUGAUCAUGGUCAUAGACAACAUCGUUUAAGACUUACACGUAUUGGAAGUUUUGAAGCUAAAUUACCUUUUUUUUCUAUGUUAGUACCAGAAUCAUUUAAACAACAGUUUCCACAAGUUAUGAAAAAUUUAAAACAUAAUGAACAAAGUAUGGAAAAUAUAUAUUGCCAAAGAGAAUGUUUCAUUUAUCAUAAAGUUUAG
Rotaria sp. Silwood2 is the source of this 918-nucleotide messenger RNA. The record is from the annotation of a GenBank genome assembly. Lineage: Eukaryota; Metazoa; Rotifera; Eurotatoria; Philodinida; Philodinidae.